UUUUCAUUUCAGUCAAAAUGGUUGUCGCGGACCCUUUGCCCAUGCCCUUUGGCUAUCAAUGGCGCUCAUCCAGAUGGUUUAUCCUCUCAUGUAUCACCAUCGCCUUGUUUGCUGACACCUUUCUCUUUGGCUUCGUGGUUCCCAUUCUAGGAUAUAUGCUGGAGGGCCGGCUGGGACUCAGUUCCUCGCACACGCAGACCCUGACUACGGCACUGCUCACCGUCCACGGCUUUCUAGCGCUGCUGUCCGCCCCUAUUAUCGCGCACUUUGUAGACAAAGCACCGGACAAAAAGACCCCGCUGCUGAUUUCUUUGGCUGGAUGCUUCGUGGGCACUCUCCUUGUUGCCUGCACCCCGUCUCUGUGGGCGCUGUUCUUGGGGCGCAUUGUGCAGGGUCUGGCUGGAUCAGGCACAUGGAUCGUCGGCUUGGGGACAAUGUCUGACAUGACUGGCUCCGACAGUCUCGGCCAGGUCAUGGGCAUUGCCAUGUCGUUUGUCUCCGCCGGCGUCAUUGCAGGGCCGAUGGUCGCAGGCGCCUUACUGGAGCUUGUGGGUUACUGGCCGGCGUGGUCUGUCCCGCUGGGCAUUCUGGCGCUGGACAUCCUUGGCCGUCUCGUGAUGAUCGAGCCUCCUAGCACUAAGACCGAAUCCGCCACCAACGACUCCCCAGACGAGACCUCCGCGUUGAUUCCCGAGCCCAGUGUUGACCCGGAUGUUGCGGAGCCGAAGAAUCAAUCCCCCCAUGGCUUCUACGGCAUUAUCCUUCGCGAUGCGCGAAUCCUGGCUAGCAUACUCAACGGCUUCAGCAUCUCUGCCCUGAUGGCUUCGUUUGACGCGACCAUUCCGCUUCACGUGCGCGCCGCUUUUAAUUGGGGCAGCUUGCCCGCCGGUAUGAUCUUCUUGUACCUCCAGCUGCCUUUUCUCGUCCUGGCUCCUCUGGCAGGCUCGCUUCGAGACAAGGUCGGCGGUCGCGCGCCCACUUGCGCCGGCUGGGCUAUCCUCGCGCCGCUGUUUGUCUUGUUGGGUAUCCCCGGCGAUGAUCGAUUCCCAUGGGCUAGUGCCGAGUCUGGCGGCAAGACGAUCUACAUCGUUUGUAUUUUCGGAAUCGGGGUUGCGUUUUGCUUGGUGCGCGGCUCAGGGGUGGUGCAGAUGAUAUCCGUCGUCAAGGAUUUCGAGGCUAAGAACCCCAACAUCUUCGGGCCCAGCGGGGGAACCUCGCGGAUGUAUUCUCUGUGCGAGAUAGCGUUCAGCCUGGGCUUGAUGCUGGGACCUUUGGCGUGUGGCUCUCUGGUUGAGACGGUGGGAUACUUUUGGAUGAACGUGGCAAUGGCACUUUUAUGCCUGGUGAAUGGUGUCUCAUCGCUACUGUAUUUUGAAGGAAAGACUGAAAACACUGCUUAGCUGUUUAUAUUCAAACAUGCUCACCUGUAUCUAUUGGUAUAUCCACAUAUUGCUUAAUGUUAAUCGUGGCCUCUGCAGAAGAAUGGUGUAUAUAUAAUCAUUUAAAAAAGAUAAACCUGUUUUGU
This is a messenger RNA of Aspergillus wentii DTO 134E9, 1525 nucleotides long. Its product is annotated as MFS transporter. Gene Ontology annotation, biological process: transmembrane transport. Gene Ontology annotation, molecular function: transmembrane transporter activity. The transcript has 5 exons. The record is from RefSeq and is a predicted model, not a curated record. Lineage: Eukaryota; Fungi; Ascomycota; Eurotiomycetes; Eurotiales; Aspergillaceae. The coding region runs from base 18 to 1400 and encodes 460 amino acids.